AUGACAACAACGCGUAAAUAUUCGGCAAACGCAACCACAUGCCUGCAUGAAGCCACGUGCUUAUGGUCGACGGCAUUGUGCAUAUUUCCGGCAUCUAAACAGCAGCCCGAAUUCCAUAGAUUGAGUGUAGUAAAACAUGGCUUCCAAUUUAUUAUGAAUGGACUUUCUGCUCAAGCUGAAUAUUACUUCAUGGACACUGAAAGGAGAUCACAAAAUGCAACAGUGAUUGAGGGGGUUGCUGGUAUUGAGUGGGAUGAAGAAGACAAUUUGCCGCUCGCAUAUUUUGCAAGUCACUCUGCAUAUGAAAAAUGUAAGUGGAUGAAAGGCGACCUACAGAGUAAUAAUACGGAAACAUUUUCAAAUUUUCCACCUCCACUUACACUGACAUCGGAGAGUUCGCCUCUCCAAUUUUUUCAAGUAUUUUUGUCACCCGAUAUUCUAACAGAUCUUGUAAAACACAGCGUUGCAUAUGCUUCUAAAAAGAACAAGCUGAACUUUGAACUUUGUUUGAACGAAAUGUAUGUUUUUUUUUGUCUGGAUACGUUCCUCUACCGAGAAGAUGGAUGUAUUGGGAAGAAUCGAAAUCGAUUUGAAGAGAUUUCUAGCGUUUUACAUGCUGCUGAUAUUGACAAUCUCCCAGAAGGUGAUAAGUUGGGAAAGAUACGUCCCUUUAUUGAAGCCAUAAAUAAAAAUUUUAUCAAGUACGCACCAAUUGAAAGUAAUAUUUCUAUAGACGAAGCGAUGAUAGCAUACUACGGUAGGCACGGAUGCAAGCAAUACAUAAGAGGCAAGCCCAUUCGCUUUGGAUAUAAAGCUUGGGUUGCUGCAUUGAAAUGUGGCUAUUGUUUGCAGUUUGAUAUAUAUCAAGGAAGGAAGCAGAAUAUAUAA
Molecule: messenger RNA, 888 nt
Organism: Acanthoscelides obtectus
Lineage: Eukaryota; Metazoa; Arthropoda; Insecta; Coleoptera; Chrysomelidae
Source: the annotation of a GenBank genome assembly